Oryzias latipes (Japanese medaka) is the source of this 3691-nucleotide messenger RNA. It is a transcript of the gene polk, whose product is annotated as polymerase (DNA directed) kappa. The record is from RefSeq and is a predicted model, not a curated record. NCBI's taxonomy places the organism in Eukaryota, Metazoa, Chordata, Actinopteri, Beloniformes, Adrianichthyidae. Gene Ontology annotation, cellular component: nucleus. Gene Ontology annotation, biological process: error-prone translesion synthesis. Gene Ontology annotation, molecular function: damaged DNA binding; DNA-directed DNA polymerase activity.
AAGGUAUGAAGCCAAUUGAGACGACUAUAUAUUAAUAUUGGGCUAUGUGAAGUAAAUUGAACUGUUUCAGGGACUUUCUUACUGUAAGUUAAGUGCAGCAACCACUACCCUAUUGUGCAUUUUAUUUUAUUGUUUUGCAUUUCCGAUUCACAUCAUUUCUGCCUCGUCAUUGGUGACGUACGCGGAAGUGCCGCCAAAAACACCGCUGUUGCAAACUUCAAAACCUCCGGCUCCACGGAUGUGUACGGUAUUUAUCUGAUUAUUGUUACCGUCUGCCUGAAAAACAGGCAUGGUUUGGAAUGUACUGUUGGUUGGAUUCAACCCGAAACAAAACGAACAAUAAUAAUUAAGCCACAAAAGGACUGUUUAUCAGGAUCAUUGUACCGGGAGAUUUUGAAAAGAGUCGAUGUAAUUUGGAGAAGGCCAAGAUACUGCAAAGUAAAUUAAGAAACUUUGGAAGAUGGAUAACGAGCCUGCACAAACCAAAGAUGAGGGCUUCCUCUCCAGGAUGGCCCUAAAUGACAACAAGGCGGGGAUGGAAGGUCUCGACAGAGACAAGAUCAAUAACAUCAUCAUGGAGUCAUCCAAGGGAUCCAAAUUUUAUGAGAAUGAGCUGAAGAAAGAUCAGCAGGUAAACCAGCGCAUUGAGAAAAUGAUGCUCCAAAAGGCAAACAUUACACAGGCACAGCUGAAGAAAGCCCAAGCACAGGUUGAAAAGAUGGCUUUAGCACUGGAGAGAAGUCGGGAUUUAAGCCGGGUGAUUGUGCAUGUGGACAUGGACGCUUUCUACGCUGCUGUGGAGAUGAGAGACUGCGCCGAGUUAAAGACAAAACCCAUGGCUGUGGGAUCCAUGAGUAUGCUGUCAACAUCCAACUACCUUGCUAGAAAAUAUGGGGUACGAGCUGCCAUGCCUGGCUUCAUUGCAAAGAAACUCUGCUCUGAUUUAGUCAUUGUUCCACCCAACUUUGAUAAAUACAGAGCUGUCAGUGAUGAGAUAAGGGAAAUUUUUGCAGACUACGAUCCCGACUUCCUACCAAUGAGUCUGGAUGAAGCCUAUCUCGACUUUACGGAGCACUUGGAGCAGAGGCAGACUUGGCCGGAGUCCUUGCGCACACAUCGCUACUCCUCCAAGAGCAUCACGACAGCUGUAAAGGAAACCCCAAAUCCUAAAGAUACAGAAGCAAAGGAUGAGGACCUUUCUCCAAUUCUAUUCAAUGAAAGUCCAGGUUCCCCUCCUGGCCUGGACGGCUCCAAAGGAGCUAAUGGGGGUUCAGAACUGUUUGGGACGUCUGUUGAGGAGGCUGUGAGAGAGAUGCGCUUCCGUAUUGAGCAAAAAACAAUGCUAACAGCCAGUGCAGGAAUUGCUCCGAACAUGAUGCUUGCCAAGGUUUGCAGUGACAAGAACAAACCCAACGGACAGUACAGGCUUCCCCCAACAAGAGAAGCAGUCAUGGACUUCAUUCAGGAUCUUCCAGUUCGCAAAGUUUGUGGGAUUGGGAAGGUCAGUGAGAAGAUGCUAAACGCUUUGGAGAUCACAAAGUGUUCCCAUCUCGGCCAGCAGAUGGCGCUAUUGUCUCUCCUGUUCUCUGAAACUGCCUGUCAGAACUUCAUGGAGGUUUCUCUGGGUCUGGGUUCCACACGUAUAUCCAGACACGAAGAAAGAAAAAGCAUGAGCAUUGAAAGGACGUUCAAAGAACUGAGUGAUGCUGAGGAGCAGUAUUCUUUAUGCAGGGAGCUGUGUAAAGACCUGGCAGAGGAUAUGAAGAAAGAAGGUCUAAAGGGGAAAACUGUUUCGCUGAAGCUCAAAAACGUGAACUUUGAGGUGAAAACCAGGGCACAGACUCUACAGUGUGCAGUUGCUGCAGAGGAGGAGCUAUUUGCCGUUGCCAAGGAUCUACUGAAAACAGAAAUAGACAAUGAGAGCCCUCAUCCGCUCAAGCUGAGGCUCAUGGGUGUUCGAAUGUCUGCCUUUGUCAGCUCAGACCAUAAAGCGCCAACGCAGAAGAGCAUUCUCGGCUUUCUUAAGUCGGGAAGUAGUGGAUCCUCUGAAAUAAAGGGAGAACCUUCCAAUAAUCCCUCACAAGCUUCCCAGCCCAUGGCCUGUCCAUCAGUGCAGACUGCUAAAAGAAAAGAAGAGGUUUUUCUGCACUCAAGGAAACCAGAAGAAACCCGGAAUGGUGGCCAACCCCAGCAGUCUUUUUUCCAACAAGCUCAGGCUAAGAGACUGCAGCUUCACGUGUCGAGUGUAAACACACAGGAUGAAGGACGUGGAGCGGAGGCCAGAGGGAUUUCCCCCAUAGGGGCUUGCUCCAAAGAAAGUGCGCUUUCAUCAGCGGCGUUGAACAAGACUGGAGGUUCGGUCUCACAAAUGCUGGAAAAUAAACGUGCCGCUCCUGCGGGGGACCAUCCAUCCACAUCUGGCUGUGAGGCCCGCCCCCAAAUCCUAAUUUGUCCUGUGUGCUCCAGCAAAGUGGAGACGACUGAUUUGAAUGUCUUUAAUAGACAUAUAGAUUUAUGCCUUAAUGUUGCCUCUACAAACCCAAAGAAAAAUGAGUCCGAGUCUGUUUAUGAUGAAGAGAAAUGCCUCCAAGACCAAGAAUGCAAAGAGCUGAACAAACGGAAAGAGCGGAGUGAGGCUGAAGAGGAGCAGCCCUUCGGCAGCAAAGAGUCCAGCAGAGUUUGCCCACGGGGGGGCCAACACGGCGGCUCGAUUCAAAAGGUUUUCCUGACCCAAAGCGACAGCAAACCCACAACCUCGCAGAAGUGUCAAGGGAAGCGUUCCGACCUUGUUUGCCCAGUGUGUCACCUGACCCAAGAGACGGACGACCUCGCCGUCUUCAAUCGCCAUGUUGACCUCUGCCUGAACCAGGAGGUCCUGCAUGAGCUCAAAGGACAGACGACAUUUUCCCAGAAUCCAUCUGUAGUUAAGAAUAGCAAAAACAUAGCCAGUACAAAUCUCCCACCAAUGCAAGCAGGCAAAGUCAAAAGCAAAAGACGAGGCUCACCCUCCUCUCUUCCCUCUAAAAAGUCGAGGAGCCUCGGCCUUUGCAACACCAUCGACAAGUUCCUCAGGUGACACUCAGCCAUGCAGAGCGCCACUUCCUGUUUGGGUGAAGUUUAGAGCCAGCCGAAUCCUGGACGCACAUGGACUCACCAGCUCAAACGAACACAUCCAUGGGCUGAGGCGAAGCACCUUUUAAACCAUACUUAAGCCAAACGUAACAUUAAAGACGUGGAGCUCAUAACAUUUUAAGUAAACAGAAUAAUAUUUAUUGAUAAUGUCACCUUUUAAUGCCUCGUUUUUAUUUGCUAAUUUUAUAAAGCCAAUGCUGUUUGAUGAAAGUAAAAUUAUUUGGGAAAUUAAUAUUUAUCUCUUAUAUAAACAAUAAUAUAUUUUGUUUAAUAAAAAUGCUAAAUUAGUUUUAUCAUGGAUAGACUGCUUUCAUAAUUUAUUUUAUAGAUAUUCUGCAUAAACAUUCUUGUCUCUUUUUAACUCUGCACCAUGUUUCCUCCUCAUCUUGAUCAUGUGGGCUGAAUUGUUAUCAUUUAUCUAAUUCUGCAAUCAUUUUGGAUAAGUGGUCCAAAUAUUACUCUUCAAGUAAUGCCCCCAUAAAAACUAAAUUCAAUACUUCUGUUUAAAAUGGAGUAAUUUGUAUACAUUGUUUUUAUAAUAAAUCAUACUUUUUUUAAA